AUGUCAAGCAGUACAGCCCCGAAAGUUGAGUUGGACCGGGAAGCAACCACAAACAACCUAUCUUUCCAACCCCAGACUAGCACAGCACGAGCAUUUGUCCCAGAAGUUUCAAUUGCAGUUACAGACCAAAUCCCAGAGGAAGUUUGCAACAUUCAGUCUCAGCAAGACACUAGAAAAGAUAGGACUGUGAAAUGGAAUGAGAGGGUCAAGAGACUAAGAAGCAAGCUUUAUCAGACGAAGGAUCUACUUAAAGAGUCACACGAGCGACUUGAUAUUUUACAGCAGUUCUGUGAUAAUUGUGAGCAGGAAGAGAUGAGAAUGGGAAGGAGGAGGACGACGAGGAAGAGGAAGAAGAAGAAGAAGAAGAAGAAGAAGAAGAAGAAGAAGAAGAAGAAGAAGAAGAAGAAGAAGAAGAAGAAGAAGAAGAAGAAGAAGAAGAAGAAGAAGAAGAAGAAGAAGAAGAAGAAGAAGAAGAAGAAGAAGAAGAAGAAGAAGAAGAAGAAGAAGAAGAAGAAGCGAAAUGUUGAGAAAUGA
Penicillium soppii is the source of this 534-nucleotide messenger RNA. RefSeq lists its product as uncharacterized. NCBI's taxonomy places the organism in Eukaryota, Fungi, Ascomycota, Eurotiomycetes, Eurotiales, Aspergillaceae. The transcript is spliced from 2 exons. The coding region runs from base 1 to 534 and encodes 177 amino acids. The record is from RefSeq and is a predicted model, not a curated record.